AUAUAGAAAAUAACAAAAAAGUCGGAUGACUUAUGGACCUUCCUAAGUAAAGUGAAGUUGGAAAUCAAUGGUGGAGGAAUACCUGAAAGUUCUAGAAUUUUAGAUAGCCAUCGCUGACGCUUAUGUGUCGCUUGUUUAUAAUUAGAUAGACGAAAUAACAAACCAAAACAAGGGAUCUAAGAUCUUAAUUCUGGAAUACCUUUACAAUGACUGUUGGCUGUUGCACUUUGGAGUCAUACUCAAAGACUAAUAAAUGAGUAAAGUAUCAAAUAUAAAUGAUUGAAACCUAAUGCAAGCAGUUUUUACAAAAGUUCCAGCGGCAGUCAGGUGUUGACGAUCUAGUGAAAGGACUCGUCUAUAAAUUGAGGUAGAAUGGAAAAUGAAACCAGUAAACAUGCAAAAGAUGACCCUAUGUCUGAUGAUGUGAAUGAAACAGUCAAAGAUGAGGGAGGAGGUGACCCUGUUGCAGAUAAAGAAGAUAUAGCAAACAAUAAACAGACUGGUGAAACACAAGUUGAAUGUGAUGAAGCAUCAGGCAAUAAGAACAGUGAUAGCUCAACUGAACCAGAAGCAAAUAACAGUAUUAAUGACCAGCCUGAACCACCCAUUGGUUCAACCAGUGGUAAUAACACUACUGAACAUUCCAAUGAUGCAAUAGAAGAAAGUAAUGACAAAGAAGAAGAGUGGAUGCAAGUAUUAGGAAAUGAUUCUCUACUGAAAAAGAUAGUUGAAAAGGGUGAUGGAAGAGAAACAAGGCCUGUUGGUGGAGAGAUUGUGACAAUAUCCUGUGUAGAGAAGUUAGAGAGUGACAAGAUUGUAGAUAUUAACAGUGAGCUUACAUUCACACUUGGGGAUGGUGAUGUAGUACAAGCAUUAGAUAUCUGUCUGUCUUUAAUGGAAAGAAAUGAAAAGGCAAUAAUAAAAACAGACGCCAAAUAUGCCUAUGGGGAAAAGGGAAGGAAACCUGACAUUCCACCUGAUGCCAAGCUUACAUAUGAAGUCCAGCUUCUAAAAGUGCAACCAACGCUCAAUGUGCAAAAAUUAUCCAUUGCUGAACGCAUUACUAAAGGAGAUGCCAAACGGGAAAGAGGCAAUUAUUACUACACCAGAAGUGAAUUCACAGCAUCCAUAAAUUCUUAUAACAAAGCUUUAAGUAUUCUGGAUGAUAGUUCAGAAAACCAUGGUGCAGAGGAGACUACACAACUGCAAUCAUUGUUAGAGACAAGAUUAAAAUGCUAUAACAACCUGGCUGCAGCUCAACUAAAGGUAGAUGCAAAUGAUGCUGCUAUCAAGUCCUGUGAAUUUGUAUUAAGAGUCCAGCCUGAAAAUGUGAAGGCUUUAUUCCGCAAAGGCAAAGCCCUUGCUGCCAAGCUAGAAACUUCAGCAGCAAUUGCAUGUUUGAGAAAAGCUGUCAAACUAGAGCCUGAAACAAAGAUCAUACAUGCUGAGCUCUCAAAACUUGUUAAUAAGCAAAAGAAAGAAGAAGAAAAGGAGAAAGACCUUUACAAAAAGAUGAUAGGAGCUGAUAAACUACCAGAGGUGAAGCCUUCAAGUUCAUGGACUUCUAAAUGGCCUGUAAUUGCCAGCGCAACAGCUGCUGCACUUAUCUCUGUGGGAUUCAUGGCGUACAGAUAUGGUUAGCUGAUGACGUAUUAGACACAGUUUCAUGAGAAAUAUGAACAAUGGACUGCCAUUUGAAAUCCUACAUGUGCUAAAUGUUAUACAGACUAAAAAGGCUGAAUUUUAAUUCAUGGUCAAAUACAAUGGCCCCUGCAGCUUGAAAAUAAUUUCAAAAAAU
Messenger RNA from Owenia fusiformis, 1798 nucleotides. NCBI's taxonomy places the organism in Eukaryota, Metazoa, Annelida, Polychaeta, Sabellida, Oweniidae. The record is from the annotation of a GenBank genome assembly.